AUGACCGAAUCAAAACCAAGCUCAACCCCGAGCUCUAAACCUUCCUCCAUUAAGUCUUCUGAUGGCGUAAAGAGAUCCCCCGGCCUUCGUCCACAGGACGCUGACGGCUCCUCGCCCGCCGGCAGCGAUUACGGCAAGCCCUCGGAAAAGUCUUCUGUCAAAGAUCGCCUCACCCGCAUGUUCUCCUCCAAAGAACCAUCUCGAGCCGCCACCCCCAAUGUUGCCGCCAAUGGUGCUACCAACGGUAACGGUGAGGCCUUUGGCCGCCCUCGCGGCUCCUCUGUCAACAGCACUUCGGCUUCCAAGACUGCCAAGGAUGUCACGGCCGCCGACAAGCCCAUCGACAAGGACAAGGCUGCUCAGGGCCAAGUAAAAUCUGUCGCUCCAAAAGAAGGCAGUACUCGCUUCAUGCCUACUCUUGACGCCCCAGGCGGUCACGAGCAUUUCCUCAAGUCCAGCCGCCGUCAGGAGAAGCUCUCGGAUAUGUGGCGUAGUCUUAUUGGCAAAAAGGCAGAGCCUACCCCGGAUAGCGAUCUUUCGCUCGUCUCCAACUGGGUCGACUCGCUGCGCCAGGAAAGGGAAGACGCGGCCAACGGUACCAAGCCUGGCAUUCACACCACGACCACCACACUCGUCGAAAAGUACGGCAAGUGCCAGGAGAUUGUCGGGCGUGGCGCCUUUGGCAUUGUCCGCAUCUCCCACAAGAAGCUCGGCGCUGGUGAGAAGCUCUUUGCCGUCAAGGAGUUUCGCCGCCGACCUGAAGAAACCGAGAAAAAGUACAGCAAACGUCUCACGGCCGAGUUUUGCAUUUCUUCUUCUCUCCGCCAUCCCAACGUCAUCCACACCCUUGACCUGCUUAAGGAUGCCAAGGGCGACUACUGCGAGGUCAUGGAAUUUUGCGCCGGCGGUGAUUUAUACACCCUGAUCCUUUCUAGCGGCAAGCUCGAGGUCCAAGAAGCCGACUGCUUUUUCAAGCAAAUGAUGAGAGGCGUUGAAUAUCUUCACGAGAUGGGCGUGGCCCAUCGUGAUCUCAAACCCGAGAACCUGCUUCUCACCACCCGUGGUGGCCUCAAGAUCACCGACUUUGGCAACGGCGAGUGCUUCCGCAUGGCGUGGGAGACAGAUGCCCACAUGGUUUCGGGCCUGUGCGGCUCCGCGCCGUACAUUGCCCCCGAAGAAUACACGGACAAAGAGUUUGAUGCCCGUGCCGUCGAUGUCUGGGGUUGCGGUGUUAUUUACAUGGCCAUGCGCACCGGCCGUCAUCUCUGGCGCGUUGCCAAGAAGGACGAUGACGAAUUCUACGCUCGCUAUCUUGAGGGACGUCGCGACGAAGACGGCUACGGACCUAUUGAGUCCCUGCACAGGGCUCGUUGUCGCAACGUCAUUUACUCUGUCCUCGACCCUCAUCCCACAAGACGUCUCACGGCCGCGCAGGUGCUCAAGUCCGAAUGGGUGCGCGAGGUAAAACUGUGCAAGGCCGGCGAGGAGGGCCUCUAA
Cordyceps militaris CM01 is the source of this 1497-nucleotide messenger RNA. Its product is annotated as serine/threonine-protein kinase hal4. Gene Ontology annotation, molecular function: ATP binding; protein serine/threonine kinase activity. Gene Ontology annotation, biological process: intracellular monoatomic cation homeostasis; intracellular signal transduction; protein phosphorylation. Lineage: Eukaryota; Fungi; Ascomycota; Sordariomycetes; Hypocreales; Cordycipitaceae. The coding region runs from base 1 to 1497 and encodes 498 amino acids. The record is from RefSeq and is a predicted model, not a curated record. The transcript has 2 exons.